Molecule: messenger RNA, 2541 nt
Organism: Triticum turgidum subsp. durum (durum wheat)
Lineage: Eukaryota; Viridiplantae; Streptophyta; Magnoliopsida; Poales; Poaceae
Source: the annotation of a GenBank genome assembly
AUGGAUGCCAAUUCUGUCGGCACUGAUGUAUCUGCUGAUCAUGUCAUUGCCGAGUUGCUUGAGAUGGGGUUUGAGUUCGACAAGAUCAGCGAAGCCAUUGGGGUUGUCGGUCCAUGCCGUGCUGACGUGGUGGAGUUUGUGCUGAAUGGUUCUGGUAGUGUACAAAGAAAGUCAGGUGGGGGGUCACAAAGACGCUCUUCUGACAGGAGUGCUAGACUGGCUAAUCCCAGGGGGAAAUUGAAGCAGUCUAGCAUUACUGAUCAUAUCGCGUCAACCACUGGCAGUAAAACCGAGUCUUGUGGCGAGGAGCCAAGUACCUCAUAUUCUUGUUUAGCGGCCAACAUGAACCCUGCAUCAACUGCUGCUAUCUGUUUAAAACCAAAGCCUGAACAUCAGAUUUUGGUUGAUGAUCCUAGAGGCGAGUUUGACCGGACCGACAAAAUUAGUGCUAUUUUGCAAAAGCAUUUUGGAUUCUCCUGUGUGAAGAAUUUCCAAAAGGAAGCCUUGGAUGCUUGGUUUGCUCACAAGGAUUGUCUUGUUCUAGCAGCAACUGGAUCAGGGAAGUCCCUUUGCUUUCAGAUUCCAGCUCUUUUGACUACGAAGGUUGUGGUGGUGAUCUCACCCUUGAUUAGUCUGAUGCACGACCAGUGCCUAAAACUUGCAAAACAUGGGAUAUCGGCAUGCUUCCUUGGAUCAGGGCAACCAGAUAAUCGUGUUGAGGGCAAAGCGAUGGCUGGCAUGUAUAAGAUUAUUUAUGUUUGCCCCGAGACAGUUUUAAGACUGAUGGAACCAUUGAAGAAACUUGCAGAAAAACCAGGGAUUGCACUUUUUGCCAUUGACGAGGUUCAUUGUGUUUCUAAAUGGGGUCACGAUUUCCGACCCGACUAUAGGAAACUAUCUGUGCUUCGACAAAAUUUCUGUUCCAGCAAAUUGAAGUUCUUGGAACAUGAUAUUCCUUUGAUGGCAUUGACUGCUACUGCAACUCUCCCGGUACGAGAAGACAUUCUUAAGUCCUUGAAAAUGUCAGGACAUACAGUGGUUGUCUUGACGUCCUUUUUCCGACCAAACCUUCGAUUUAAUGUAAAGCACAGUAAAACCUCUGCCUCAUCAUAUGGAAAGGACUUUCAAGAACUAAUAGGGACUUACAACGCUUCAAGGAAUUUCAGGGGGAAAAGCCAGAAAAUUCUUCAUGAAGUUGAGCCUGAGUCUGAAAGCAGCUCAUACGAGUCACUAGACGAUAGUGCAUCAGAUGACGAAGAUGCAAUUUCUGAUAAAACUGAACUUGCCAAGUCUUUCGUAAAAGAAAAUGCUGAACAUGAGCUGGAUCAGUAUCCAGGAGUAGAUGAUUUUGAUGUUUCAUGUGGAGAGUUCCUUGAAAGCUCGCGACCUGAGAGCUUUGCAUUUCCUGUUCAAUCCGUUGAAACUAGCUCAUCAGAAAGUUUGGAUCAAGGUCCUACAAUUGUUUAUGUACCCACGAGGAAAGGAACUGUGGAACUGGCUAACUAUCUGGGCAAAUCAGGCCUCAAAGCUGCAGCGUAUAAUGCAAAGAUGCCUAGAUCACAUUUGAGGCUGGUGCACGAGCAGUUCCAUAGCAAUGCCUUAGAGGUUGUUGUGGCUACUAUAGCAUUUGGCAUGGGAAUCGACAAAUCAAAUGUCAGAAGAAUUAUUCACUACGGUUUACCGCAGAGUUUGGAAGCGUAUUAUCAAGAAGCUGGUCGUGCUGGUAGAGAUGGAAAGUUGUCAGAUUGCACUUUAUAUUGUAAUUCCAUGAGAACACCGACACUGCUUCCUAACAAAAGAAGCGACGAACAGACAAGGGCAGCAUAUAGAAUGCUACGGGAUUGCUUUCACUAUGCUUUGAACACUUCAACAUGUAGAGCCAAAAUACUAGUAAAGUACUUUGGUGAGGAAUUUGGUUCCGACGGAUGCGAAAUGUGUGACGUCUGUAUUAAUGGCCCUCCUGAAAUGCAUGAUUUCAAGGAAGAAGCAGUUGUGUUCAUGAAUGUGCUCCAAGCUCAAGCUGGACAGGCAACUGAAGGCAUGGACUACAACAGUACAGACUGUUAUACAUCUGGAAGGCGAAAUAUUGGGGCGGUGCCUGAUUUCAGAAUGGCAGUCAGUUAUAUAAGAGAGAAGAUUCCUAGGUUUGCCAUGACAGACAAGAUAUGGUGGCAAGGGCUUGCUCGUAUUUUAGAGGACAUGGGAUACAUACAGGAAGCAGCUGAAAUUCCUCGUGUUCUAAUCCAGCAUCCAGAGCUGACAAGAGCUGGAUUAAAUUUUCUGAGUUUACAACCAGACGAGGAAGGCUUAUAUGCAUACCCUGAUGCCGCUACAUUACUGGCGAUUAGUAACCCAAAGUCCUUCUCUUCCUCCUCGGAGUGGGGCAGGGGUUGGGCAGAUCCUGAGAUACGCCGCCAGCGUCUUGCAGGCAGAACGGGAAGAAGGAAAAGGAAGAGGGGCUCUCGGAAGCAGCCCACAGGUUUCACCACUGCAAAAGAAAGACUAUCAGCAAUACUGUCAAAGUCGAAACGCAGAAGGUAA